AUGGUGUUUUUCCAUGAAGGAGAUGUUAAUCAGAUCAAAAUAAGCAUUUACCGGUUCUUACUAGAACACAAUUGGCCAAUUUUGCAGUUACCCAUUACUAACACCAUCGCACCACCAAACAACAACCACUACACCUCAUCCCCAUUAUUCACCUCCACCUUCGACUAUAAAGAAAAGAGAAGAACAGUAAAGAGCAACAUAUGUGCUGUUGAUGUUGAAUCAACCGGAGACCCUGAUAUUCCAUUCCAUCCAGGAAGGGACCCAGUAACAGCACCACCGCCACUGCCGCCUCCACCACAAAUAAAUUUGGCCACAUUCCAGUUGUCAGUUUCAGCCACAGUCAUUGCUACUCUAGCACAUAUUAACAACAAUGGUGCAAAUAGAGGCGGAAGCAGAAACGGAACGGGCAGUUACAACCAUGGGGUUACUCAAGGGCUUCAGCGAGCAUGCACAUAUAAAGAGUUUACAAACGGAAAACCAAGACCAUUCAACGGAAGUGGAGGUGUUAUAGCCCUAACUCGAUGGUUUGAAAGGACAGAGUCAUUCUUUGAGAUCAGUGGCUGCCCGGAGGAAAACAAAGUUAAAUCCGCAUCCUGUAACUUUGCCAAUAGAGCCCUUACAGGGUGGAAUGGCCACAUCAAGGCUCUAACACUCCUAGUGGCGAAUUCAAUGACUUGGGGGGACCUCAAAACCAUGAUGCUUAAAGAGUACUUCCCUAGAGGUGAGUUACAAAAACUUGAACAUGAAUUAUGGAAUCUCACUGUGAAGGACUCGGACAUUGAAGCUUACACUGCCAGAUUCAGCGACCUGACGAUCAUGUUUCCGGGAAUGAUCACUUCUGAAAGUAAGAAGGUGGAACGUUUCAGUUGGGGACUAACUCCCCCGAUUCAAGGGAAUGUGAUUGUUGUAGACCCAACAACGUUCGAUAGCGCCAAGUGCCUUGCGCAAAAGCUAUUUGACCAUGGGGUACAAAAGGGAAUGAUGACUUCCGUCACUGAACCAAAAAAGGGGAAAGAUAACAAGAAACACUCGGGAAACAAGAGGAAAGGGCAACAAACUCAGAAGUGUACAAAGAAGCAACAAAUCGUGGCGGUUCACGCCGCUACCACUCCUGCCACACUAGCACCUACCAAACCAUAUGCGGGAAAUAUUCCAAAGUGUGAUAAAUGCAACUUUCAUCACAACGGUGCAUGCCGAGAGAUGCACUGUACCAACUGCAAUAGGAAGGUGCACAUCAGUCGAUAUUGUGGAACACCAACCUAA
Molecule: messenger RNA, 1263 nt
Organism: Lactuca sativa (garden lettuce)
Lineage: Eukaryota; Viridiplantae; Streptophyta; Magnoliopsida; Asterales; Asteraceae
Source: RefSeq, a predicted model, not a curated record